AUGUCGUUCUUUAAUUUCCGCAAGAUCUUCAAGCUCGGGGGAGACAAGAAGAAGAAGCAGUAUGAGCAUGUCAAGAGGGACCAAAACCCCGAGGAGUUCUGGGAGAUUGUGGGAGAGUUGGGGGAUGGAGCCUUUGGCAAGGUCUUUAAGGCUCAAAAUAAAGAAACUGGAAUUUUGGCAGCAGCAAAAGUCAUAGAUACAAAAUCAGAGGAUGAACUCGAGGAUUACAUGGUGGAGAUUGAUAUUUUGGCAUCGUGUGACCAUCCGAAUAUUGUUAAACUCUUGGAUGCUUUCUACUAUGAAAAUAACCUCUGGAUCCUGAUAGAAUUUUGUGCUGGAGGAGCAGUAGACGCUGUAAUGUUAGAGCUGGAGAGGCCCCUGACAGAACCUCAAAUACGGGUUGUUUGUAGGCAGACACUGGAAGCAUUGAUAUAUCUGCAUGAAAUCAAGAUCAUUCACCGAGAUCUAAAGGCAGGCAAUAUACUGCUUACGUUAGACGGCGAUGUUAAACUGGCUGAUUUUGGUGUAUCUGCUAAAAAUACAAAAACAAUGCAGAGAAGAGAUUCAUUUAUUGGUACCCCUUAUUGGAUGGCCCCAGAAGUGGUAAUGUGUGAGACUUCUAAAGACAGGCCUUAUGACUUUAAAGCCGAUGUUUGGUCGCUUGGUGUCACUUUAAUAGAAAUGGCCCAGAUAGAACCUCCUCACCAUGAAUUAAAUCCGAUGAGGGUGCUGUUAAAGAUUGCAAAAGCUGAACCCCCUACUUUAGCACAGCCAUCAAGAUGGUCAGCAGAAUUCAAUGAUUUCCUAAAGAAAUGUUUGGAGAAGAAUGUGGAUGCAAGGUGGACCACCGCUCAGUUGCUACAGCACCCGUUUGUGUCUACGGUAAAUUCCAACAAGCCCGUUCGAGAACUAAUAGCAGAGGCCAAAGCUGAAGUGUUAGAAGAGGUAGAAGAGUCUAAAGAGGAUGAAGAGGAAGAUGAUGGAGAAAGUUCUUUACCUGUUCCAGAUAAGAGAGCUUCAUCAGACCUAAGCAUUGCUAGCUUAGAAGAUGACAAACUCUCCCAGAAUACCUCAACGUUAGAGCCUGUUUCUGAGCAAGCUGUACCUACUGUAGUUGGAAAUCAAGUUAUAGAUCGAGACAAUGUUAAGGAAUCUGCAAAAGCAAAGGAAGAAGGAGAUAAAAAUGUAAUUGUGGAUCAGGUGAACAAAGAUGCGUCGGUGGAUCAGGCCAACAAAGAUGUGUCAGUGGAUCAGGCCAACAAAGAUGCGUCAUUGGAUCAGGCCAACAAAGAUGAGUCGGUGGAUCAGGCCAACAAAGAUGCGUCCGUGGAUCAGGCCAACAAAGAUGCGUCCGUGGAUCAGGCCAACAAAGAUGCGUCCGUGGAUCAGGCCAACAAAGAUGCGUCCGUGGAUCAGGCCAACAAAGAUGCGUCCGUGGAUCAGGCCAACAAAGAUGCGUCCGUGGAUCAGGCCAACAAAGAUGCGUCCGUGGAUCAGGCCAACAAAGAUGCGUCCGUGGUUCAGGCCAACAAAGAUGCGUCCGGGGAUCAGGCCAACAAAGAUGCGUCCGGGGAUCAGGCCAACAAAGAUGCGUCCGGGGAUGAGGCCAACAAAGAUGCGUCCGGGGAUGAGGCCAACAAAGAUGCGUCCGGGGAUGAGGCCAACAAAGAUGCAUCCGGGGAUCAGGUCAACAAAGAUCCGGCAGAAGUAGUUCAGGAAAUUCUCAGUCCUGAUAAGGCACUAAGUGAUGGUGAUAAUAGCAUUCAGGAUAUAGUCAAAGAAAAGAAAGAAGACAGUAAUAUCCCUGUUGUGGAACCAGCCAUUGAUAACCUGAAAAAAGAGAGUGAAGACAUAUCUUCACUUCCAGAAGAAGGUACAGGAAAGACCACUCUCGAAAGUGAAAGUCAACAGAUAACUGAUCAAGCUAAGGUUAUUCCUGCUGAUCCUUUGUUAGUAGAGGGUGUUCCUUUAGUAAUAAUUGAAACACAGAAAGAAGAAAAAGCAGAAAACCUUAACAUCACUGAAAACCUUGAAAAUGAAAAUGCUGAAGUUAGCGAGAGAGGUUAUAUAAAUGACUCUUUAGAAGCACAAAAUGAAAGGACCGAGAAUAUUCCUAAAGAAAAUGGUACAGUUGAAGUAAUACUUGAUGAAAUUGUUGAUUCAACUGGUGAGAAUCCUGAAGCUGUUUUAGAAAAUAGUGAAAUGUCUAAUAAAGAUUCUUGUGGAAAUCCUAAGGCUGCUAAUGAAUUAAAUGAAAAUAGUAUAUGCUCAGAAAAAAAGCAGGACAUAACCGUUGCAAGCACUUCUUUGACCGACCAAGUACUAGAAAAUGCUGGUCAAGUAAAUGACAUUCUGCCUUCAGAAGAAGGUGCCUCUCUAACAAACUCUGAGGAGUCCAAGUUUAAAGAAACCAACAAUGAGAUUCAUGAUAAUAAUGUAGAUGUUCUAAAUAAAAAUCCAGACCGUGUUUCCCAACAAAAUAAAGAAUCAGAACAAAGUCCACCUUGUGAUAAUGAACUUCAGCCUUCUGUACCCAUUAUUAGUGUUAUAUCUGCCGAUCAGGAAGAGAAAGACAAUACAAGCUCCACCAGCACAUCAGAAACCUCCAGAUCAGAGCCUGAACAUAACCUAAAACAGCCUGAAACAGAUUCAGAUUCUGGUAUGGGUUCUACAAAUGACAGCGGAAGCAUGGACUUGAAUUUGUCUAUAUCUAGCUUCCUCAGUAAAGGCAAGGAAUCUGGAUCAUUAUCCAUACAGGACAGUAAAAGACAGAAGAAAACUUUGAAAAAAACGCGUAAAUUUAUAGUAGAUGGGGUCGAAGUCAGUGUUACUACAUCAAAAAUAGUUACAGAUAACGAUUCUAAGAGUGAAGAGAUGCGCUUCCUACGGCGACAAGAGCUGCGCGAGUUGCGACUGUUACAGAAAGAGGAGCAAAGAGCACAGCAGCUUCUUAGCAACAAGCUACUGCAGCAGAGGGAACAGAUCUUCAAGCGUUUUGAACAGGAAAUGACGAGCAAGAAACGCCAGUAUGAUCAAGAUAUCGAAAACCUGGAAAAGCAGCAGAAACAGACCAUUGAACGGUUAGAACAGGAGCAUACAACACGCCUGAGAGAUGAAGCCAAGCGUAUAAAGGGAGAACAGGAUAAGGAGUACUCCAAAUUUCAAAGCGUGUUAAAAAAUCGAAAAAAAGAGGUAAUAAAUGAAGUGGAGAAAGCGCCCAAAGAGCUGAGAAAAGAGCUCAUGAAACGCAAGAAAGAGGAGCUUGCACAAAGCCAGCAUGCUCAGGAGCAAGAAUUUGUACAAAAGCAGCAGCAGGAGCUGGAUGGCUCUUUGAAGAAGAUAAUCCAUCAGCAAAAGACUGAACUUGCCACCAUCGAGAGGGAUUGCUUGAAUCACAAGCAGCAGCUCAUGAGAGCACGUGAAGCUGCUAUCUGGGAGCUAGAAGAACGCCACCUACAGGAGAAGCACCAGCUACUGAAGCAACAGCUAAAAGACCAGUACUUCAUGCAAAGGCACCAGUUAUUGAAGAGGCAUGAGAAGGAAAUGGAACAGAUGCAAAGGUAUAAUCAGCGGCUGAUAGAAGAACUGAAGAAUAGACAAACUCAGGAGCGGGGCCGAUUACCUAAAAUUCAGCGCGGUGAUGCAAAAACCCGGAUGGCCAUGUUUAAGAAAAGUUUGAGAAUAAAUUCCUCUGGGUCUCCAGAACAGGAUAGAGAAAAAAUUAAACAGUUUGGCCUUCAAGAGGAUAAAAGACAGAAAAAUGAAAGGUUAGCUCAGCAUCAAAAGCAUGAAAACCAGAUGCGGGACUUGCAGCUUCAGUGCGAUGCCAAUGUCCGAGAACUUCAGCAGUUGCAGAAUGAAAAAUGCCAUCUGUUAAUUGAGCACGAAACCCAAAAACUGAAAGAAUUAGACGAAGAGCAUGCUCUGGAACUGAAGGAGUGGAGAGAGAAACUGAGGCCACGCAAAAAGGCACUGGAAGAAGAGUUUGCUAGGAAACUACAGGAGCAAGAAGUAUUUUUUAAAAUGAGCGGGGAAUCCGAAUGCCUUAACCCUACAACACAAAGCCGUAUCUCAAAGUUUUAUCCUAUUCCCAGCAUGCACUCUACCGGCUCAUAACUGGCCAGUUUGACAGUUCUAGGUUUUAAUAUAUUUUAUCUCAAAGAUAUACCACUUUUGCAGCAUUUUAGAAAAGCAUGAAUAGUUUUUAAUUUUUUUGUGUGUAGCAGUUAUUUGAUGGUGUCCAGGGACGGCCAACCUGUGGUCCCCAACUGCAACUACCAGCAGCCCACCAACAGUCGGAGGAUAUCUCGCUGGACAUCACUGAUCUACAUGUUACAUGGACUUUUUAUUUCUCAAUUUAUGGAAAUUCCUUUAUUGAGCAGCAUGUCUCUCCUCUAAUACCGGCCCUGCUCAACUGCUUUCUCAAAGUGUCAAAAAGCACAACCUGUUUGUAAAAACACUCCAUGGCUUUCUGUAAAGUUCUUAAUUUUAAUGUAAAUAAACCAUUCUAUUACCAUAA
This is a messenger RNA of Xenopus laevis (African clawed frog), 4519 nucleotides long. RefSeq names its product STE20 like kinase S homeolog (gene slk.S). Bases 1 to 4116 code for a protein of 1371 amino acids. NCBI's taxonomy places the organism in Eukaryota, Metazoa, Chordata, Amphibia, Anura, Pipidae. The record is from RefSeq and is a predicted model, not a curated record. The transcript has 20 exons.